Bufo gargarizans (Asiatic toad) is the source of this 5494-nucleotide messenger RNA. RefSeq names its product La ribonucleoprotein 1B (gene LARP1B). The record is from RefSeq and is a predicted model, not a curated record. The transcript has 19 exons. Gene Ontology annotation, cellular component: cytosol; cytoplasmic stress granule. NCBI's taxonomy places the organism in Eukaryota, Metazoa, Chordata, Amphibia, Anura, Bufonidae. Gene Ontology annotation, biological process: mRNA stabilization; positive regulation of translation. Bases 469 to 3315 code for a protein of 948 amino acids. Gene Ontology annotation, molecular function: RNA cap binding.
UGCCGUGAACGCGCCGCGAGCAGCUCAGAGGCGACCGUGAGACUUGCGUUUCUUUUCACGCCCUUUUAAAAAAAAAAAAUAUAUUUUAUAUUUGCAGGUACAGCGGGGCUGUUAGUCCUCGGAGGGGAGCCUGGGUUACGGGGGGCUUGCUUCUGUAUAUGGACAUUGGCAGUGUGGGGGCGGUUACUGUGACAGCUGUGACCAGCGCGUGUUCACCUGGGGCCCCUAACAAUCCGGCUGUGGGAGCCCUCCUCUCCUGCAUACUGUGCUGUGUUUCUUCAUUGCUGCAUGUCUUGUGUGCAGAGUCCAGGAAAAGUGCAAACCCAACUUCCUGACUUGUUAGGUGGGAUCUGAGCCCCCUCCUCACCGUAUUCCGCCAUUGCCUCUCUGCAUGUAUUUGCAUAGCUAUAGGUCCCAGCAGGCCGUGCUAUAGCUCAGUCUACGCCCCAUACGCCCACAUCCCUGAGAAUGGCCUCAGAAGGGCACAAGCAGCCAAUGGUCAAGUCCAACUGUGAACGCCAGGAAGAUGGAGGUGGUGAGCGCCACAAUCCCACGCCGCUGGCCUCGAGACGCCUGGAAGGAAGCAGUAACAAGGAGAACGACCUGCAGGGAUCUCCUGGGCAGCCUUCAGAAGGCGGCACAAGUGUCCGACCUAAACCCAGUGAGGCCCCGGUGCCAACCUCUAAUCCCUGGACCAAAAAGGCUAACGUGGCCCCUGCAAACAGCACCCUCGUGUUUGUUGGGCGUGAACAUGCGGGUUUGCAGUGUUCACCAAAAAUAGUACGAGCUGGAAAACCUGUUUCUAAGAAGGCUAGUGACUUCAGUGAUAUCACAAACUGGCCAACGCCAAGUGAAACUGCCAGCCAUGGGUGUGAACACUUAGUCUCAAACCAGCAAAACAUAUUGGCUAAAAAGGUGAAGGCCAACGAUAAAAAGACUGAGGCCAAAGAUAACAAAAACAGCAUGGAAAAUUGUGAUGUGGACGUCCAAACUGCUGCUACUAGGAAAAAAGUUUUUAAACAAAAAUGGGUGCCGCUAUGCUUGGAGGAAAAAUCAGAAAAUCAGAGCUCUCACUUGGAGUCACCAAUUCAACCUGAAUCGAGUAAAAAGCCAAAACGAGUACAUUAUAAUAACGGUUGGCAACAAGAAACAAAAAGUGACCAGGAGGAAGUUCUGAGCACCAAAAGUGAAACCAGCAUUAUAAGAGAGAGCUUUAGAGGCAGAUUCAGAGGCAGAGGAAGAGGACGAGGCAGGGGUCCCUAUGGCAUCCGUAGCUUCAGCACAGGUACUAAGCCUUUUCAAGCUGAGCAUUCAGAAAAUAUUACCAGUAUGGUGUAUUAUUACGAUGAUGGAUCUGGUGUCCACGUACAUAAAGUGGAUGAAAAGUUGCUGAAGGAGUAUCUUAAACGUCAGAUUGAGUACUACUUCAGUUUGGAGAACCUGGAAAGAGACUUCUUUCUCAGAAGAAAGAUGGAUUCACAGGGAUUUUUGCCGCUUUCUUUGAUUGCAGGUUUCCAUCGAGUGCAGUCCUUGAGUACGGAUCUCAGUCUUAUUUGUGAGGCUUUAAAGAACAGCACAGAAGUGGAAAUAGUAGACCAGAAAAUAAGGAAAAAAGUGGAUCCCAAAAAAUGGCCAAUUCCAGCUCAAGAACUUAAGCACACAGACUUUUCUAGGUUCAUCAAUUGUCCUGAAUUUAUACCUGGAAAGCUGCAGGUGUAUAGCACAGGAUCUGCUCCUAAUUCUCCAAGAAAGGGAAGUCCUCUAUUUCAGAGAACAGUUAACGAACCAAGCAAUUUACAAACCAUGCCGAAAGGUUUGUCUGCAAGUUUACCAGAGUUAGAUUCUGAGCCAUGGAUUGAGGUGAAAAGGAGGCAUAGAGCAUCUCCAGUAAAACCAAAGGUGGAAUGUUCUCAAGUGACGCCCAAACCCCAAGCAACUGAAGAAGUUGAGCAAGAAGAACUUGACUUCAUGUUUGACGAGGAGAUGGAGCCUUUACAGGGUCGCAAAAACAACUUCACAGAUUGGUCUGAUGAUGAUUCGGAUUAUGAAAUUGAUGAUCAAGAUGUUAAUAAAAUCCUUAUUGUAACACAGACCCCUCCUUAUAUGAAAAAACAUCCAGGAGGAGAUCGCACUGGAAAUCAUGUGUCUAGAGCCAAAAUGACCUCAGAACUAGCAAAGGUUAUAAACGAUGGUCUUUAUUAUUACGAGAAGGACUUAUGGACUGUAGAUGAUGGAGAUCACCUAGUAACAAAGCAGGACAUAGAACAUUUCAAGAAACUGAAUUUCAUCAGUAAAGAAGAAUUUGACAGUCUUGCACCAGAAACACUGACUGGUCCAGAGGUCGAGCAAUCCCCACCAAAUAUUCCUGCUUUUCCUGAAGUUGUUCCAGAAUCACCAGUGUCCCACCCUUCCAGAACACCCAAGACCCCACGUACUCCACGUCUGCUAGAUCCUACUAAAACCCCAAGGUUUUACCCUGUUGUGAAAGAAGCCAAAUCGAUUGAUGUCCAGACUCCAAGAAAGAGGAAGACCCGGCACAGUUCAAAUCCACCUGUUGAAUUUAAUGUUGGUUGGGUAAUGGAUUCCAUGGAACACAGACCAAGAACAUCUUCUGUCAGCAGUUCCAAUGCUUCUCCAUCAGAUGGGACUCUGCUUGUAGGGAGUUAUGGCUGCACCCCUCACUCUCUCCCCAAGUUCCAGCACCCUUCUCAUGAACUGUUGAAAGAAAAUGGAUAUACACAGCAGGUGUACCAUAAGUAUCGGCGGAGGUGCUUAAAUGAAAAAAAAAGGCUGGGCAUCGGUCAGUCACCAGAGAUGAACACACUAUUCCGUUUCUGGUCCUUCUUUCUCAGAGAUCACUUCAACAAAAAAAUGUAUGAGGAGUUUAAACAUCUUGCUGUGGAAGAAGCCAGAGAUGGCUACAGGUAUGGGCUGGAGUGCCUGUUCAGAUUUUAUAGCUACGGACUGGAAAAGAAAUUCAGACCAGACAUAUUCAAGGAUUUUCAAGAAGAGACUCUGAAAGAUUAUGAAACUGGUCAGCUAUAUGGGUUAGAGAAAUUUUGGGCGUUCCUCAAAUAUGCUCAAACCAAAAAUGUGCCUGUAAACCCUACAUUACAGAAUCAUCUGAGCAAGUUCAAGAGGCUGGAAGACUUCAGAGUUGAUCCACCAAUAGCUGAAGAAUCUGGACGACGCAGACAGCCAUCAAAUUCUGCAAAUGAAGAGACUGGCCGUCGCAGGCACCGCUCAGGGUCUUCAAAGACGGGUGCUACAACCAAACAAUCAUCUGCUAUGCAUUCUCAGGGUACCCACAAGUAGACAGUCGAUUGCUGGGUUAAGACCUGAGAAAAUGCAUUUAGAAAAAUUGACUCCGGGGUCUACACCCAAGCUAACUGAUAAUCCAGGGCUUUUUUUGCUUGAAGUGCUUGUGAUAUUUGUGGAAGCUUGAGCAGCAUGACCAGGGCAAGCAAUGAAGUUCUUAGUGUGUCUAGUUCUAACUACUUAGACCUCCUAUGAUAAUGAGGAUCAAUCUCUGUAUGGAUUAUACACAUUAUAAUUUUACCUUCAUGGCCCACAACUUUUCCUCUAUAUCCUAAAAGUGCAGUUACAUUUGGAAAUCCAGUUGUUUUGAUAAUGAGAACCACAUUUCCAUAAACAAUCACAGCAGUGCUUUGGAAAGGUAACGUGGUUUUCAUCAUAGAUUCUUUAAAAUAUGUGAAAUCUAAAUGACGUAAUUUCUAUAAGAAUAUUUAAUAACAUUGCUAUAUCAUCAGAAUUAAUGCCAAUCAUGUAUAAUGACUAUCUCUUGUUAGUCAAUUAUAUUUCAUAUGCAGUGUUGCUUGAUAUUCUUUUCAGUAAGAAAUAUGGGCUAGCCAUAGGUCAUAAUUUUCACAUGCAGACUUGACUUGUGAUUAUUUUUAUUUUGAGGUGUGUUUUUUUUUUUUGUUUUUUUUUAACAAAAUAUUUCUAUAAUUUUAAUAGUUUUAAUUUUUUUUUUGUGUGUUAAAGUGAAUAUGUUCCCUAGAAAAUAGGGCUUUGUUUUUGUUUAAACAUGUAGGUGCUGAUUUUAGUUUCUCUUAUUUUUAGACUCUAGAAUAGAGCGUUUUACCUCCCCGCGUAAAAAUAGGAGUUAAAUGAUAACAAUUUGGCUACUGGCAACGUAGGAGUGUAUUUUAUACUGUUUAUUCAUUAAAGGGGUUGGCCAAUUUAGACUUCAUUGCCUAACGAUGCUAUACACGGCCUCGUUUGCUGAAUUUAAGUGUACAUGACUAGUUACUGUCCCCCAUCUGUGAUAGAGAAGGCCCUUACUGCACAGUAUUGGCUGUGUAAACAUACAGGCUGGGCAUCCUCUGCCUCUAUAGGAUGCAAGCUGGCGGUGGUCAUGUUCAUGUGACUGCUUAUUACAGCUGUUCCUGGUCGCUAGUACUUUGGAGCUGAACGGCAUGUGGACACAUCAGGUGCAUGUACAGCUUUCACGUAACAGAAUCUCUUGUAUCUGCGCAUGUGCCGGACUAAUAUACUUGCUGUUAACCACCUGUGCUGAAGUACUGGAAUUCCAGAACAGCCCGAGGAAACGGUCACAUCGCAGGUGCAAUCUUGCAUCCUAUAGACGUGGAGGAUGCCCGGCCUUUACGUUUACACUACUGAUACCAGGGCAGUCGGGGGACCUAUACGAUCACAUCUGCAGUACGGUACAAAGUCAUACAUUGAGCAAACUGUUUAAAGGUGCCGCAGAUCACCCAAUGAACAAGCAAAACAGUCUCAUCAGGCAAAUUCAUCCUCCAUGUCGACACUUCAAUCUCUAUUCUGCCCAGGAACAAUAAAUCUGUUUGAGGACAAACAAUGGCAGUUCCCAUCGCUUGUCUCCAUACAGUGGAGGUGAUUGCUGCAUGUAAAUGCGUCUCUUCCCCUCCACUGACAAGCAGGCAGUUAUCAGGAACGUAUGUUCCCUUCCUGAUAAUUGUCUGCCCCAUCAGGCCAUCUAAAUCCACCUGAGAGGAUUAAACCUAAAAUGUCCAACCCCUUUCAACUCAAUAGUGACCGAAUAUGCAGUAAGUGAAGCUUCAUGUAGUGAUGGGUGCAAGCGGCUAUCCUUUUUUUUUUUUUUUUUUUUUCUUUAUUCUUUUUUCUUUAUUCUUUUUAUUUACCAGGUAUGAAGAUAUGUUAAGAAAUCAUUCAGCGCAGAAUAUUAGACCUAAUAAUAAAAUGGUGUUAAAGGGUGGACAUUCAUUUUAAAAGUUCUAGUAUAUCGCACACCACACAGUUAUCUUACAAAUGUAUUUUUGACUUUCAAUGUCUUAAACCAGUAAAUACAGUUGGUUCAUGGAGUAUUUCUUUACAUUUUAAACUCUUGCUUUAUAUUGCAUGUAACUGAGAAAUGUAUGUCUGCAUUAAUUGUAUAUAGAAAUGACUGAGGCAUAAAUGAUUUGGUUUGCAAUUAAGUGACAAAAUGUGUGAAAUUGUCGCAAUUUUUAAAAAUAAAAAUAAAAAAUAUAUU